Suillus paluster is the source of this 4939-nucleotide messenger RNA. RefSeq lists its product as uncharacterized. Gene Ontology annotation, biological process: transmembrane transport; lipid transport. The transcript is spliced from 19 exons. The record is from RefSeq and is a predicted model, not a curated record. Gene Ontology annotation, cellular component: membrane; intracellular membrane-bounded organelle. Gene Ontology annotation, molecular function: ATP hydrolysis activity; ABC-type transporter activity; ATP binding. NCBI's taxonomy places the organism in Eukaryota, Fungi, Basidiomycota, Agaricomycetes, Boletales, Suillaceae. Bases 93 to 4853 code for a protein of 1586 amino acids.
UACACCGGCUGCUGCGUGUUCCCUUCAACUGCGUCUUUGUAUAUAAGUUCUCUUGAAAUUGAAUCGUCAUCCCUCUCGGUGCGACAGUGACCAUGGCGUCUACGGGGAGUCUGUUCCUCCGGCAAUUUGCAAUACUAUGCUGGAAGAACUGGAUCGUUCUCUCUAAGCAUUCGCUUUUGAACAUCCUGCGUUGCUUGCUGUUGCCCGUCGGAUACGGAAUUUUCCUUGCUGUCGCGCAGACAUUCCUGUUAAAGCCAAACAACUACGGUUUUGGCUCUCCUAUCUCCGUCUACAAUUUCCAGAAUCGGUUUGAUGGCUCUCUAUCUUUAAUCUGGGCUGAUGGAACCAAUGGUACUGGAACACCUUCUGCGGAACAGGUCAUGGCUCGCAUCACUAGUAACUUCGCGCCAAAUCAACUCCAAGCAGUUAAGCAGGUUGUGUCACCUGCGGACAUUCCAUCCCAAUGUCCACAAAACUUCAACCUAUUCUCUGAAUGCUUUGCUGCAAUUGCGUUCAACUCCCUUCCAAUGAAUGCUACGGAUACGACUCCGAUUAAUUACACCAUAAGUGCCGAUGGAGGACUUGCCUACAUCGAUGUGUACGGUCAUAGCAGUGAUUUCGAGACACGUAUUCUACCGUUACAAUGGGCAAUUGACCAGGCAAUUAUUUCGCUUAGAUCUGGACAGGGAGUACCCACUCCAAUGGAAUGGCCGUACACUUUGGAAACCAACCAACAACAGGCUACGGAUACUAGACUUAGUUUCAUCAGAGGCAUCCGGAAUCUUCUUGUUAUUGCACUGUUUAUUUGUUAUAUUGGAAUUGCGUACCAACUUCCAGGGGCAUUCACCGGCGAGAGAGCCAACCUUGUGACUAGCCAUAUGAAGGCCAUGGGUCUACUUGAUGCUGCUAGAAUAACAUCAUGGCAUAUCAGUCUGUCUGUAGCAUAUCUUCCUGCAUGGGUUAUUGUUUCUAUCGUAUGGCACUACCGAAUUUUCACCGGCACCAAUGUCGGCCUGGUGCUUAUUGUGCACCUUCUGUUCGGAUUCUCGCUUGCCAGUUGGACCUUCUUCGUCGCGGCUCCUUUUGGCAAGAGUCCUCAGCUUGCGGCUGUGGCAUCUACGUUCCUUGGUAUCAUGUUUGGUAUUCUCGCGCUGGUCUUCAGCAGAGCCAGCACGGGUGCGGCGACUAUUUUUACCUUAAUUUUUCCACCCGGGUACUACGUCUUCGCUAUCCGUGCCAUAUGUGGCUGGGAAAACCACCAGAUUCCAACCAAUAUCCUCAAGCCAGAUCCGGAUAGCAAUCUAAUUUUGUUGCCCUUGAUCAUUGCCGCCAUUAUUGACGUGUUCCUAUGGCCAUACUUGGGUGUCCUGCUUGAGAGGAGGCUCUAUGACGCCCGGGAACCAUCCUCAGGCUUCUGGUCAUGCUGUCGCAGGCAGAAAAAGGCUCACUUGCCACCGCAUCCUGAUGGGGUUGCGAUUUCUAUCAGGAACUUGGGAAAGACAUUUUCCCCUUCCAUGUUCCACCGUGAGAAGCAACCAGUUACUGCCGUCGCAGACUUGUCUCUCGAUGUCCCGAAGUCCGGUAUCUUUGUUCUGCUGGGAUCAAACGGCGCCGGCAAGUCAACAGCAUUAUCAAUUAUUGGAAAUCUCCUCGGGCGCAGCACUGGAUCUAUCACUUUUGAGGGCGGUGUCUCUCGUCCUCCCCGUGGAACUCUCGGCAUUGUGCCUCAGAAAAAUGUGAUAUUCCCCGAGCUGUCUUGCUAUCAAACUCUCCGCGUAUGGCGUGCGGUGAAGCAUUCUGCUCAAUCGAUCGACGAAGACGAAGAUUUCGAGCAGCUACUGCGCGACUGCGAUCUUGGCAAAAAAAUCCACUCCAACGCUAGCACUCUCUCGGGUGGUCAGAAGCGCAAGCUGCAGCUUGCUAUUGGACUUAUUGGAGGCUCCAAGAUCGUGCUUGUGGAUGAGUGUACAUCUGGCGUCGAUCCAUUAUCCCGCCGGGCCUUGUGGAGGAUUCUGACAUCUGUUCGCCAUGACCGGACUAUUGUGUUCACCACUCAUUUCUUGGAUGAAGCCGAUCUCUUGGCUGAUAAGAUAGCCAUCCUUGCCGCGCCAGGCAAGCUGGUGGCUGAGGGCACCCCUGUCGCUCUGAAGUCAAACCUUGGGCAGGGAUACAGCAUCCAAGUCAUGUUUGACUUCCCUGAUUUGACUGAGAAGGACCUUCCAAAAGCACCGUCGGUAACUUUGGAUCGUAUUCGCCAAGUGUCCCCCCAGUGCUCCAUGUCACUCGCAUCGCCGAGCCAAGCGUCAUACCACCUCAAGUCGAAGGAUUCUGUUGUUGUGGAGAAGGUCCUCCAGUUGUUGGAUAAGGAGCGCGACGCCCUUCGCAUCGCUUCCUACGAUGUGUUGGGAACGUCCAUUGAAGAUAUCUUCCUAGAUCUCAUGGCCCGUCAAACUCGUAGCGCCUCUCCCGAUGGCACUGAAAAAUCCAUCUCAAGUUCAGGUGGCAUUUCUGAGCCCAUCCUGCCCGACUUGACUGGUGUCCCAUCGGCUCCAGCCAAAGCCCUCGAGCUUACCGAUGGACGACCUCGUUCUCCUCUUAGCCAGGCUUUGACGAUUUUUUAUAAGCGUGCAUUGAUCGCCCGCAGAAGUUGGCUGACACCUUUGUUGGUCGUCCUCAUCGCGGUUUGCGGCUCAUGUAUCCCGCUAGUUUUUCUAUCUGGCCAGACAGCAACAUGUACCCUCCAGUUCAAGAACGAGACCGUCAUUCCUUUGUACUUCCCAGACUCGCCUAUCUACUAUCGGGCGUCUGGACCUGGUACCCAGAUCUUGACGUCACCCCCGAAUAUCACUGCGACUCUCGGAAAGACUGCCAUGUUCCUGAAAACGGAGAACGUUCCUGAUAAUGCAACCUUCGUCUCGACGAUUGAACAGGACUACCUAAACUUGUCGUUUGGCGGGAUUUCAAUAGAUAUGCAGACCGGCGACUCAUUAUUUGCGUGGGAGGCAACCCCGCCUGGUUUCACUGGUCCGACAAUGAUGAAUCUGGCGACAAAUAUACUGUACAAUCGGGCAUUGAACGCGUCUGGGAACGCUGCAAGCACACCGAGCCUCAUUUUAGCAAAUUAUGCUAGUUUCCCCCAUCUUGCUGCAGGGACUCUGGUUGAUCUCAAGUGGGUCGCGUUCUUUGGGGCCGCUAUGGCUGUAUUCCCUGCGUUCUUCUCCCUCUAUGUCUCUAGAGAGCGAAGGUCAGCCGUACAAGCCAUGCAGCUAUCGAACGGACUUUCAGAUCCCAUUGGGCUUUGGAUUGGCCAUCUCCUAUGGGACUCGAUAUUCUCGGUGAUACUAGCUACGAUAAUUAUCAUCAUCUUCGCAGUUACCACGAAUCAAUUCAACGGCCUUGGUUUCUUUUGGGUCAUCCUCGUUUUGUAUGGCAUCGUUGGCGCGUUAUUUGCGUACUGCGUAUCGUUGUUCAUGUCGUCGCCACUGUCCUCUUUUGCAGCAGUGGCAGGGUACCAGAUCGUCAUGUAUAUUUUGUACCUGGCUGGAUAUCUCCUGACGCUGACUUACGCAAUGACGUCUCAGUCGAGUACUAUUAUCACGAUUAUCCACUUCACGCUUUCAGUGUUAUCACCUGUGGCUAGUGUUAUGCGUGCGGCCUUCGUGUCAGUGAACCUUUUCUCCCUGCUUUGCGAUGGCACGACUCCCGUGACAACGGCAUCACUUGGUGACAUCAUGAGAUAUGGAGGACCCAUCCUCUACCUCUUUGUUUAUGGCUUUGUGCUGUUCGGCAUUCUUGUAUGGGUCGAUUCUGGGUCGAUCAUCCCUCGUCGAUUCCUCAAUACCAAGAAACGGCAAGUACGAAUGAACGAACUGCAGGCCAACUUUGAGGCCAACAGACAAGAUGUGGCCGCUGAAGCGCAUGCAGUGGGACACUCCAGCGAUGCGCUGCGGCUUCUCCAUCUUACCAAGGCAUUUGGUGGAAAUAAGGUUGUUGAUGACGUGUCUUACGGGGUGUCUCGGGACACCAUUUUCGCCAUGCUUGGGCCUAACGGAGCUGGCAAAACUACCACCUUCAAUAUGAUUCGUGGCGACGUAGUUCCGGACAUGGGAGAUGUAUUGAUCAAAGGGACAUCGGUGUUGACCUCUCCGAGGACUGCACGUCUAUCCUUGGGAGUCUGCCCACAGUUUACCGCGAUUGACUCUCAGCUGACUGUCCGAGAACACCUCAUGAUCUACGGUCGUCUAAAGGGCCUCAACAGGGGCCAUGAGCUGAAGUCGAAUGUUGAGGCACUCAUGGUUGCUACAUCAUUGCAUGUGUAUGCCGACCGACUAGCGAGUCAACUGUCCGGCGGGAAUCAGCGCAAGCUCUCCCUUGCCAUCGCCCUUAUCGGUAACCCCUCGGUUGUCCUCAUCGAUGAGUUCUCUACAGGAGUUGAUGCAAAGAUGAAGAGAGAUAUGUGGGGCACUCUCAGAAACGUCGCUGUCGGUAAAGCAGUCGUUAUCACAACACAUUCCAUGGAAGAAGCUUCAGCUCUCGCAAACAAGGUUGGCAUUAUCUCUAAACAGCUGCUGGCUGUUGGUACAAUAGAGAACCUGGCCUCACGUUAUGCCACAUACCAAGUGCACUUCUCUUGUCCGACACGAGAAGACGUGACUAGAGCUCAGGUUCUCAUGAGUCGUAUUCCGGGCUCCCGUCUAGCCGACGAUGUUGCCACGCGCUUCGAAGUUCCCAUACAAGAAGGCAAUGGGCUCACCCUUGCACAACUAUUCCAUGUUCUCUCAGUCUCAGGGCGAUUUCCAGGAGUACAGUGUGGAAAAGGCGACACUAGAGAGCGUGUUCCUGAAGGUUAUUAGAGGAAAUAAUGUCCUCGAGGAAGACAAUUCCUCUGGAACACAACGCAGAUUUCGAUUUUGGUAGGGCUGUAAGUUGCUCAACUAUU